This is a messenger RNA of Malassezia japonica, 3291 nucleotides long. RefSeq names its product ubiquitinyl hydrolase 1. Gene Ontology annotation, molecular function: cysteine-type deubiquitinase activity. Bases 1 to 3291 code for a protein of 1096 amino acids. Gene Ontology annotation, biological process: protein deubiquitination. The transcript has a single exon. NCBI's taxonomy places the organism in Eukaryota, Fungi, Basidiomycota, Malasseziomycetes, Malasseziales, Malasseziaceae. The record is from RefSeq and is a predicted model, not a curated record.
AUGUCCGAGCAGCCCACGUCGGACCACUCGCCCCCUUUUAUUUGUAUCGACGCCUCUGACGCGAAUACCCAGCACCUGGACGAGGACAAGGUCCGGACGAGUGUGCUCGACCGAUUCAAACGCGCCCGCACGACUAGUCCUGAUACCGACUGCUCCAGCACAGAAGCAGACGGCUCCGAACGACUCACCUAUAGCCUUGCACCCAGCCACCUCGGCAGUUCUGUCUCUGAAGACAUGUCGCACAAGCCACAGACGGACGAGGCGGUGGACUCUCUGCUGAACGACUCGGCCCUGCAGCUGCACGACACGCGCACCACCGACUCGCUCGUCGGCCAGGUCCAGGCAUGGAAGGCCGCACGACCCAACAUCGGCGAGACGUGGUACGUCGUACCCGCGCGCUGGUACAACACGUUUGUCGCCGAUCCAAGCGGAACGACAGCGAUCAACACCACACAGCUCAAUGAGCCCGGCAUGCAGCGUGUGCGCACCGGCGCAGCGGAGGGCAUCGACUACGAGCUCCUUCCCCGCAUCGCCUGGGACAAGAUCCUGGCGCGCUACGGGCUCGUGGGCCCCGCACUGCCGUGCGCGGUCAUCGCCGGCGCCCAUCCUUCGCACCCCCCGCGCAUCGAGCUCUUCCCUCCCCACAUCGAGCUGAUCCGCAUCAGCGUGCCGGCCGCGACGCCGAGCACGCUGCCGAGCACGACACUGUCUGCGUCCUCGACGCUCGCCAAGCUCAAGGCGCAGGCGCGUGCCAUGCUCGCGCUCGGCGUCCAGGAUGCCGACCUGCGCUUUGUGCGCGUCCCUGACGAGCUGCGCACGCGCGCCGCAUCCCAGGGCGGGCGCGUGCCCGAGGCAGACAUCCGUACCGCCGUUCCCCCUGCCGAGGUCGUGGAGGGUGCAGACGGCGCGACGCUCGGCGCACUGCAGCUCGACACGCCUCGUGUCCUGCUGGCGGUCGACGUGCGCACGGCCGGCGCCUGGCAAGUGGAUCUUUCCCCCAAGGGGCCGGUUACGCGUUCGCAGACGGCGUCCAGCGGUCCGACGCGCGGCCUGCGUGGCUUGGCGAACCUCGGUAACACGUGUUUCAUGAACAGUGCGCUGCAGUGCCUCAGCAACACGCCCGAGCUGCAGCAGUACUUUUUGAACGAGGUGCACUGGGAGGAGAUCAAUACAGACAACCCCCUCGGCAUGGGCGGCGCGAUCGCGAGCGCCUUUGGCCGCCUGAUGCAACAGCUGUGGGGCGGCAACCAAGGCGCGGUCGUUCCCCGCGAGUUCAAGACGGCGCUCGCGCGCUUUGCGCCGCAGUUCACGGGGUACGCGCAGCAGGACAGCCAGGAACUGCUUGCGUUCCUCCUGGAUGGUCUGCACGAGGACCUCAACAGGAUCCUCAAGAAGCCCUAUAUCGAGGCGCCCGACUGGCCGGGCGGAAGUGACAAGGACAUGGUCCGCUUUGCGCAGCAGCAGUGGGAUAUCUACAAAGCGCGGAAUGACUCGAUGAUCGUCGACCUCUUCCAGGGCCAGUACCGCUCCACGCUCGUUUGCCCGGUCUGCGACAAGAUCUCGAUCAAGUUCGAUCCGUUCAUGUACCUCACACUCCCUAUUCCCAACACACGCAAGUGGCGCGGCCGCGUGUUUGUCGUGCCAAGCGACACGACGCAGCCCAUCGUGCAGGUCGACGUGCAGCUGCCCGCGACGGCGACCAUCGCCCACCUGCGCGACAAGACGGCGCAUCUCCUCUCGAUCGAGGCCAAGAACCUGGUCGUGGGCGAGGUGUGGUCGCACCACGUUUACCGCUGGCUCGCGGACUACGAACCGGUGCGCGACCUGAGCGCAGGCGACUAUAUCUACCUCUGGCAGCUCCCUGUGCCGUUCGCCAUGCCCGCCGCCCUCAAAGGCGGCAGCCGCUUUGGGUUCUUCAAGAGCGCGUCGCGCUCGGUGGACGAUAUCGAGCGCGCAUUCUCGCCACCGACGCCGACCGAUAGGGUGACGCUGCCCGUCUUUUCGUGCCUAGCCCCAGACGCCCUGUCCUCGAGCCGCUUCGGCUCCUUCCGGCGCACGCUGGGCGAGGGAUUCGGGCUGCCGUUCUUUAUCACGAUCGCGCGCGAGGACCUCGGCAAGGCGGAUGCCGUGUACAACGCCCUGGCGGCCCAAUACGCACGCUUCAGCAAGCACCCGGGCGACACGCCGAGCGCAUUCCGCCAGCGGGUGCAGGACGCGCCGCGCAGCGAGGGCGACCAAGGCAAGCCGCCGUUUAGCGUUCGCUUCGCAGUGCCGCCGAGCGACGAGCCGCUGCACCGCGGCGACGAGGCAUCCGAACAGAGCACCGAGGUGCUCGACGAGCGGCUGCAGCGCCUCUCCGGCCCCGAGGGAUGGCCGACGUUGUACAACGGGGGCGCACUCUUUUGUCUGUGGGACGCCACGACGGCGCAUGCGCUCUUUGAGCCCGUGCCGUCGAACCAUACAUGGGGCGCCGUGCGCGUUGCACAGGACCCCGAGUUUGAAAAGGGCUCGCAGCAGCUGGCCGAUGGCCGGCGGCGCACGCCCAAGCUCCAGCUCGACGACUGUCUCGACGAAUUCACGCGCGCCGAGCAGCUCGGCGAGGACGAUUUGUGGUACUGCCCGAGCUGCAAAGAGUUCCGCCAGGCCAUGAAAAAGUUUGAUCUGUGGAAGGUGCCCGACAUUCUCGUGGUGCACCUCAAGCGCUUCAGUGCGGGGCGCAUGACGCGCGACAAGCUCGACAACCUCAUCGAUUUCCCGAUCGACGGGCUGGACCUGAGCGACCGCGUGGUCGGCACGCAGCUGAUGCGCGAGCUGGGCGACGAAAAGCCGCCUGCCACCAUCAAGGUGGGGGACAAUACCCUUGCACACGACGCACACGACGACGCCGUCGCCUCCGAUCGCCCGAUCUACGAUCUUUACGCGGUGGACAAUCACUUUGGUGGGCUGGGCGGCGGACACUACACGGCCUUUGCCAAGAACCCGCAGGAUGGGCGCUGGUACAACUACGACGACUCGAGCGUGCGCCCGGUCGCAGACCCUGAGACGGUGAAGACCAGCGCGGCCUACCUGCUCUUUUACCGCCGCCGCACGGCGCGCCCGAUCGGAGGCAAGUCGUUCGACAAGACGGAGAAAAUGGCACGGGGCGAGCUGGAACGCUCCAAGCCCCGCGCUGUGCCUCCUGUGUCGUCGUAUGCUGCAUCGGGGUCGUCGUACCUUGGAAAUACGCCGCUUCCCCCGAGCUCGGACGACGAUUCGUCCGACGCAUCGGGCGAGGACGAGCCGAGUUUGUAG